This is a messenger RNA of Apus apus (common swift), 879 nucleotides long. RefSeq lists its product as uncharacterized. The transcript has a single exon. The record is from RefSeq and is a predicted model, not a curated record. Gene Ontology annotation, molecular function: structural constituent of cytoskeleton. The coding region runs from base 1 to 879 and encodes 292 amino acids. Lineage: Eukaryota; Metazoa; Chordata; Aves; Apodiformes; Apodidae. Gene Ontology annotation, cellular component: intermediate filament.
AUGUCUUGCUCCAGUGAGGCCUGCAGACCCAGCGGGGUGAGCUGCCCUCAGCCCAUUGCCCAGAGCUCCAACGAGCCGUGUGUGCAGCAGUGCCCCGACUCCAGAGCCAUCAUCUUCCCCCCGCCGGUGGUGCUGACAGUGCCAGGCCCCAUCCUCAGCUCCUGCCCUCAGGAGAGCGUUGUGGGAUCCUCAGGCCCAGCCUGGCUGGGGAGCUCCUUCAGCUCCCCAAGCUCCCAGGGCUAUGAGGGCCCCCUGGGCUACGGGGGCUCCUUGGGCUAUGGGAGGUCAAGGAAUUCUGUGGGCUCCUUUGGUCUCGGGGGCUAUGGGAGCUCCCUGGGCUUGGGGGGCUUCUCUGGUUAUGGGGGCUCCAGGGGAUAUGGGAGCUCCCUGGGUCUGGGGGGCUUCUCUGGUUAUGGGGGCUCUAGGGGAUACGGGGGUUCCUUUGGUUUAGGCGGCUACGGGAGCUCCCUGGGCCUGGGAAGUUUAUCUGGCUCUGGGGGCUCCCGGGGAUAUGGGGGCUCCUAUGGUUUAGGGGGCUUAUCUGGCUAUAGGGGCUCCAGGGGAUACGGGGGCUCCUUUGGUUUGGGGGACUAUGGGAACUCCCUGGGUUUGGGGAGCUCCUCUGGCUAUGAGGGCUCCUGGGGCUUGGGAAGCUCUGGAGGCUACGGGGGCUCCCUUGGCUACAGCCACCCCCUGAGUUAUGGAGAUGAGCCAGGCUCUGGGGGCUCCCUGAGCUAUGGAGGCCCUCAGGGGUUGGGUGGCUUGGGCAACGGUGGGAGGUCCUACAGCUCUGGCUUCUCCUCCUGUGGCACGGGCUACUACCUCCCUGGUGGCCAGAGGUGGGGCAGGUCCCGCCGUGGGAGCUGUGGGGCUUUCUGA